AGCCCUCUGAAUUGCCCUCUUUAACCCACCCCUGCGAGGCGGGAGGAGCCGGAUCCGCACUGCUUCCCGCUCCAGCCCCCGCUCCUGCGGGUGUGGAGGGGUCGGUGCAGGAGCCAAGCCCCGGCUGGAGUGCGCGCGGCUCUGGGCGCCGCGGGUUCCCACCCCUUGCGCGGGGAAGAGCCCAGUCCUACAUCCCGGCUCCCCACACACCUCCUCAGCCCUCCUCCGAUCUCUUUCUGGAUUUGCCCAGCGUUUGGGCUUGAGCCCUGGACCAGCUCCCGGGAAGACAGCACUGGGCUGGACGCCCUCGGAGCCCUUGGCGCCGGCUCGGGUCCUUUCGGAGUCCAAGCAGCCGCGACUCCUCCCCAGGCUCUGGGCUGCGGAUCUCAGCGUCCCCGGGCGAGGAACCCUGCAGAGACCCACAGCGGGAAGCGCCCCUCGCUCGCUCGCGCUCCUGGGACCGCGCUGCCCGGUGAGGACCCCUAGCACCUUCCCGGGGGCACUCACCGCGGCCGCCACCUCCCGCAACAAGCAAGUUUCACCGCUAGAGGAUCCAGAACCCCCAACUUCGUGUGGAAAUGAAUCAAACAGCGGGAGCCUCCAAUAACGUCAGGUGUCCCCCAGGGAAAGCCCACAAGGAGCUGGUGGGGAGUAAUCCGCCACAGAGAAACUGGAAGGGCAUCGCGAUUGCACUGCUGGUCAUUCUGGUCAUCUGCUCCUUGAUCAUCACCUCGGUCAUCUUGCUGACGCCAGUGGAAGAUAAUAGUCUGUCUCAAAAGAAGAAAGUCACUGUGGAAGAUCUUUUCAGUAAAGAUUUCAAAAUCCAUGACCCAGAGGCAAAGUGGAUAAGUGAUAAAGAAUUCAUCUACAGAGAACGAAAUGGAUCUGUGAUACUGUGGAAUGUCGAGACCAAUUUUUCUGAAGUGUUAAUAGAAGGCAAAAAAAUUGAAUCACUAAAAGCCAUCAGAUAUGAAAUAUCUCCAGAUAGAGAAUAUGCACUUUUUUCAUAUGACGUGGAACCGAUAUAUCAACACUCCUACACUGGAUAUUACGUUCUGAGCAAAAUUCCUCAUGGGGACCCUCAGAGUCUGGACCCCCCAGAAGUCAGCAAUGCAAAGCUUCAAUACGCAGGGUGGGGCCCCAAAGGCCAGCAGCUGAUAUUCAUCUUUGAGAACAACAUCUACUACUGCGCACAUGUGGGAAAGCAGGCCAUACGUGUAGUCUCCACGGGGAAGGAGGGCGUCAUUUACAAUGGCCUCAGUGAUUGGCUGUAUGAAGAGGAGAUCCUGAAGACCCACAUCGCGCACUGGUGGUCUCCAGAUGGCACGAGGCUGGCCUACGCCACCAUCAAUGACUCCCGCGUGCCCGUGAUGGAGCUGCCAACCUACACGGGCUCGGCGUACCCGGCAGCAAAGCUCUAUCACUACCCCAAGGCAGGCAGUGAGAACCCCAGCAUCUCCCUCCACGUUAUCGGGCUAAACGGACCCACCCACGACCUGGAGAUGAUGCCACCAGAUGACCCUCGGAUGAGGGAGUACUACAUCACCAUGGUGAAGUGGGCCACCAGCACCAAGGUCGCCGUGACCUGGCUGAACCGGGCGCAGAACGUGUCCAUCCUGACCCUCUGCGAUGCCACCACGGGGGUCUGCACAAAGAAACAUGAGGAUGAAAGUGAAGCCUGGCUCCACAGACAGAAUGAAGAGCCCGUGUUCUCCAAGGAUGGCCGAAAGUUUUUCUUCGUCAGAGCGAUCCCACAGGGGGGACGAGGAAAAUUCUAUCACAUCACAGUGUCAUCGUCCCAGCCCAACAGCAGCAAUGACAACAUCCAGUCCAUCACCUCUGGGGACUGGGACGUGACCAAGAUCCUGUCCUACGAUGAGAAGCUCAAUAAGAUCUACUUCCUGAGCACGGAGGACCUGCCGCAGAGACGCCAGCUGUACAGUGCCAACACAGUGGGCAACUUCAACAGGCAGUGCCUGUCCUGUGACCUGGUGGAGAGCUGCACCUACUUCAGUGCCUCCUUCAGCCACAGCACUGACUUCUUCCUGCUGCAGUGUGAAGGUCCUGGGGUGCCCACAGUGACUGUGCACAACACCACAGAUAAGAAAAAGAUCUUUGACCUAGAAACAAAUGAACAUGUGCAGAAGGCUGUCAGUGACCGACAGAUGCCUAAAAUAGAGUACAGCAGAAUCGAGGUUGAUGACUACAACCUGCCGGUGCAGAUCCUGAAGCCGGCCACAUUCACAGAAACAACCCACUACCCCUUGCUCCUGGUGGUGGACGGCACCCCAGGCAGCCAGAACGUGGCCGAGAGGUUCCAGGUGACAUGGGAGACGGUGCUGGUGAGCAGCCACGGGGCCAUGGUGAUCAAGUGCGACGGCCGAGGCAGCGGCUUCCAGGGCACCAAGCUCCUGCAGGAAGUGAGGAGGCGGCUGGGCCUGCUGGAGGAGAAGGACCAGAUGGAGGCCGUGCGGACAAUGCUGAAAGAGCAGUACAUUGACAAGACUCGGGUGGCUGUGUUUGGACAGGACUAUGGCGGGUACCUGAGCACCUACAUCCUCCCUGCCAAGGGGGAGAACCAAGGCCGGAUGUUCACCUGUGGCGCGGCUCUCUCUCCCAUCACGGACUUCAAGCUCUAUGCGUCUGCAUUUUCUGAGCGGUACCUGGGCCUCCACGGACUCGACAACAGGGCAUAUGAGAUGACCAAGGUGGCCCACCGGGUGUCAGCACUGGAGGGACAGCAGUUCCUGCUCAUCCAUGCCACUGCGGACGAAAAAAUCCACUUCCAGCACACAGCUGAGCUCAUCACACAGCUCAUCAAGGGGAAAGCCAACUACAGCUUGCAGAUAUACCCGGACGAAAGCCACUACUUCCACAGCCCCACCCUCAAGCAGCAUCUAUACCGAACCAUCAUUAACUUCUUCGUGGAAUGCUUCAGGAUGCAGGACAAGCCCCUGACAGCCACAGCAAAAGAGGACGAGGAGGAGGACUAACUGCCCGGCAGCCCUAAGCACAGAUGGCUCUCUCCACAACAAUAUGCAAAGCGGAAUCUCCUGCCGCUCCCUCUUCCCUCUGAGAGUGGGUGGGGCGGAGGUGCGGACCUUCCCUAGCAUGUGUGUCUCAGACUUGGAAGGCAGUUCGGCUUGGGGAGAUGUGACCCCACGCAGCCUGGAACCCCCAUGCAGCAGCAUUGCCUCCUCCUGGCCCCACAGUGACGAGCACAUCCCACAGCCCUCCCCAAGGGACACAGCAAAGGACAGAGGCCAGUGAGGGCCACCUUGGAGCCCCAGGAAGCCAGCCCUUGAGUUUAAGCAUCCAACCAGUAGCAUUAGCCCCUGCCCCUCUGCGUUCAGUGCCACAUUCGGGUGCACCGCAACCCCCUUGGACAGCUCUGCUGUGGAAAACAGGAUGGGGACACAGAGCCCAGGAUUCAGGCAGUGCGUGGUCAGAGCCUGGCCCGCCCCUCCCUGUAAUUAGGAUAUCAACCAAGGGCUGCAGCAAGAAAACAGACCCUUUCUGUAUAAAGUACUACUGUAGCUAUGCUAAUGGUUAGCCAUCUAGAAUUAAUUCAUAUUUUUCUAUGUUUUAACCUGAUGAGCAUUGUCUAUGCUCCUGGGGUUGUUUUGUUGUUCCUCUCUCUCUCUCUCUCUCUCUCUCUCUGCUUUGUUUUGCUCUGCACCUGCCAUUUGUUUGUAUAGAGAAAUAGGUCUGAAGUCCCUGCUCCCUCCUCCCCAUUGUCCUCAGACUUGGUGGUGGCAUUUCAAACAUUGAUGGGGAAACAUUCAGUACUAUCCAGUAACAGGAAACAAAUAAAUCCUCUCUCCCACUGAGCUGCAUUAGGGUUUGUCUGUAGAUCAACAUUGUCUGUUCACGUGUCCUUGAAACUGUCCUUUCCUCCUUGAUAAGCUGUCAAGUCUUGUCUGAUGACAUGUGGUUAAAAAUCAUAAAAAGACAAAGUGUCAGUCCCCCCAGGUGUGCUGAGGAAGCUCUGGUCUCGGUCACAGGAACCCUAAGCAAAGGUUUUGAUGCACCAUCAUGCUCCCCUCUGCACCGGCAGGAAGUGCAACACUGGUCUCUGUCGGCCUUGUAGGAUACACACUGACCGGAUGUACAGCUGCUGUCCCCCGUGUAUAUUUCAUUUUGUUGUAUAUAAGAAAGGAAUGUGUGUCCAGCGUUUGUGAUGUCCCCCCUUGCAUGUGGACACCGUGGCUGAUCUGGACUCUAGAAGUGCUAGUCUGCAAUAUAUCAAUUGCCAUCUUUUCCUUUUGGGCUUGGUGACAACCUGAUUUCCAGCUUCCAGACCUGCUGGGGGUGUCCUUGGCAACCUGUCUACAGAGAAGUGUCCACGACACUUUAUGGUGUCAGGGGUUUUGUUCCAUCCAUAUGAGCUUUGAGCACCAGUUCUGGCCAGGCCCGUGGGAGGAGCUCCAUCCCAGGGUGGCUCGGAGAUGACUCGCGGCUGUUCAUGAGGAGAAGCAGUGUGCUGGCACCAGGACCACUCUGCGCGCUGCCUGGCUGUGCUUUUUCUGUUUCAGGCCCGGACGGGGACACGAGCUCUGGCCCAAGACCUGGUCAGAGGGAUGUGGGGAUGUGGCAUGGUAGCGUCUGUUCAUUCAUGGAAUAAAACAUUAUUUUACCACUC
Heterocephalus glaber (naked mole-rat) is the source of this 4642-nucleotide messenger RNA. RefSeq names its product dipeptidyl peptidase like 6 (gene Dpp6). The record is from RefSeq and is a predicted model, not a curated record. Gene Ontology annotation, molecular function: serine-type peptidase activity; potassium channel regulator activity. NCBI's taxonomy places the organism in Eukaryota, Metazoa, Chordata, Mammalia, Rodentia, Bathyergidae. Gene Ontology annotation, biological process: proteolysis; regulation of potassium ion transmembrane transport. Gene Ontology annotation, cellular component: plasma membrane; voltage-gated potassium channel complex.